Messenger RNA from Neocloeon triangulifer, 1920 nucleotides. Its product is annotated as trichohyalin-like. NCBI's taxonomy places the organism in Eukaryota, Metazoa, Arthropoda, Insecta, Ephemeroptera, Baetidae. Bases 29 to 1438 code for a protein of 469 amino acids. The transcript has 9 exons. The record is from RefSeq and is a predicted model, not a curated record.
AGGAUAUGUCGAGGACCGUAAUAAGCAAAUGGUAGAGCAAAGGCAGAGAGAAAUCAGAACACAGAGUCACAAAAAUAGUAUUCAGUCUAUGAGGGUUGGUGGUUGCCAUAUCGAAUUUGAAACUGACACUUCUCGAAAAGCCAUAAUUGGGCAAGCCAAGCAGGCUGUGAGCUCCGUCCUGAACUUCAGUAACCAGGAACUGUUUCAUAGGCAGCGCCGUUUAAGUCAACUUUUAUCCAAAGAAGAGAAAUCACUUCUUGAAGAGCACCACAAUUAUUUAAAACAGAGACGCGAUUUGGAGCUGGAAGUUUUGAGGCAAAAAGCCGCUUCAAUCAACAGUGAGCAGGAGCAACAGAGAAAGGAAUUGGUCCAUAGGAAGAAAAUUCAGCAAUACAAAGAGGGAAAUGAAGAAAUUCGGAAUCUUGAAGUGGAGCAGAAUAAACUUCGAGUAAAGAAAGAGCAGGAGGCGCAGCGAGAAAUGAAACGGGAGGCUGCAGAAAAACGAGAAAAGGAAGCAGACGAAUUUGCAAUUAAUUUUAGAAAGCAGAUUCAAGAGGAACUGAAACAACAAGCAGAGCAAAACGUUAAGAGCCGAUGUGAAAUGUUUCAACUUACAAGAUCAGUUCUUAAUGAGCAACUGGAUAAAAAGAGAAAAGCGGCGCUCAUGGAAUCAGAGAUAAGAAAAACCGAAGAGCUCAAGUUGGCGGAAAAACUAGCAGAGGAGCUUCGAUUGGAGAAACAAAAAGGUCACGACGAUAAAUUGAGGAAAAAAAUGCAGGUGGCGGAAAAUUUAAAAGAACAAAUAUGCGAGAAAUCUGAGCUCACAAAGAGAAUGAAGGAACUAGAUCUUGAACUUGCAGCAAAAGAAAAAUCAAUGAUUGAUCAAUUUGCUGAUAGGCAGCAGCAAGAGAUGAAACUCAACAUGAUGGCCAUCAAGCAAGCAAAGGAUGAAUCGAGAAGUAGAUUUGAGGACACGCAAAGGCUUAUUCUAAACGAGAGCACGGAACUGGACCAAGUGAAAAAAGCUGAGCUCGAAUUGUUAAUGGCCAAAGAAGAUGAGGAAAUGCAAAAGAAAGAGAGGGCUAGAAAAGAGCUCAAACAUCAAGUGAUGCUGCAACGGCUCGAACAGAAAAAGGAGAGAGAAAAGCAAAUACAGGCAGAAAAGGCGGCGCGCGAAGAAGAAGCUCAAAAGACGGCAGAGAUGAUCGCUAAAUUUAAAAAGGAGGAGGAAGACGAGCGCAGAAAAAUUAUGCUCACUAAACUCUCCUAUAGAGAGGAAUUGAAAAAGCAGAUGGAAUACUCCAAGCAGUUAAAAAACAAGGUGCUACUGGAGGAAAGCGAAAAGGCCAAAAAGAAUAUUGCAUUAGAGGAGGAGUUUCUGCGAAAAGCUAGACAAGAAAUUCUAGAAAGGCAAAAUAUUGCCGUUCUUCAAGGAUAAUACCCAGUCACUGUCCAUGUGAAAGGUUCCACAGAUUUCUUGUUUGGUGCAGCUUUUUUGCCGUCAACGUCUUUCUUCUUCAAAACCAAAGCCACAAUUCGAAUGAUGAAUCUAACGGUGUAAUAGAGCAUUUCCACGGCGCUAAUUAAACUGAAGCCAAGGAAAAGGCCGGCAAGUCCUCCAAAAGAAACUGCCAAGUAGAAAAUAUUAGCAAAUUUUGUAGGCAAUAAAAAAAAAAUCAAGGGAAAUCAAUCAGGGAAAAAAAUCAAAACCUAAGAGAUCCAUUAUUCCAAACUUGACAUCUCUAACGUAACUGACAAUUUCAAGAUCCUUGAAAAAGAAAUCCAAGUAUGCAUAAUCAUCAUAUACAAAAGGAUCCAUCCUGGAAAACAUUUUAUUCAUAGCAACACUAUAUAAAUUUAAAAAAUUUUAAACCUGUGAGUAACUAAAAAGUCUGUUUUAUAAUCAGUUGAGGAGCAAGA